Parastagonospora nodorum SN15 is the source of this 1605-nucleotide messenger RNA. RefSeq lists its product as hypothetical. Bases 1 to 1605 code for a protein of 534 amino acids. NCBI's taxonomy places the organism in Eukaryota, Fungi, Ascomycota, Dothideomycetes, Pleosporales, Phaeosphaeriaceae. The transcript has 2 exons. Gene Ontology annotation, molecular function: cysteine synthase activity; cystathionine beta-synthase activity. The record is from RefSeq and is a predicted model, not a curated record. Gene Ontology annotation, cellular component: cytoplasm.
AUGUCUACCAAAACUCGCCCCGCCAUCCCACCUGUGGUGAUGGACAACAUUACCCAGCAGAUCGGCAACACGCCUCUUGUGCGCCUGAACAAGAUCCCACAGUCUCUCGGCAUCGAGGCUACCGUAUACGUCAAAGUUGAAGCCUUCAACGCCGGUGGUUCAGUCAAAGACCGUAUUGCCCUGCGCAUGAUCGAGGCGGCCGAAAAGUCCGGGCGCAUAAAGCCUGGAGACACACUGAUCGAGCCUACCUCUGGAAACACUGGAAUCGGUCUAGCGCUCGUCGGCGCUGUGAAGGGUUACAGGACCAUCAUCACUCUUCCCGAGAAGAUGAGCCCAGAGAAGGUGGCGGUAUUGAAGGCACUCGGUGCCGAGAUCAUAAGAACACCAACUAGUGCUGCUUGGGACAGCCCCGAGAGCCACAUUGGUGUAGCGAGGAAGCUUGUAAAAGAGCUGCCAAAUGCUCAUAUCCUCGACCAGUACUCGAACCCCGACAACCCACUCGCACACGAAUACGGCACAGCUGAGGAGAUCUGGGAGCAGACCGAGGGCAAGGUGACUUGUCUGGUGGCUGGUGCGGGCACUGGCGGCACCAUCACAGGCCUUGCUCGGGGUCUGCGGAAACACAAGCACGAUGUCAAAAUCGUGGCUGCCGAUCCUCAUGGCAGUAUCCUGGCGCUGCCUGAAUCGCUGAACCAGGAUCGUGUCAAUGAGGGCUACAAGGUCGAGGGUAUUGGUUACGACUUCAUUCCCGAUGUGCUGGAGCAGAACAUCGUGGACAAGUGGUACAAGACAGACGACCGAACCUCUUUCCUGUACGCACGACGAUUGAUCGCCGAGGAAGGCAUCCUGUGCGGUGGAAGCAGCGGCAGUGCUAUGGCUGCUUUUGUUGAAGCUUCUAGGGAUAUGAAACUGACCAAGGACGAUGUUGUGGUCGUCGUACUGCCAGACUCGAUCCGAAGCUAUCUCAGCAAGUUCGUCGACGAUGACUGGCUCGCUGCCAACGACCUUCUCCCUCCCACACCACCACUCACGCCCAACACAAACGGUGCAAACCAGUCAAUUUCGCGCCGUGACUCGAUCGCCAAAAAGGACACUUUCCACGGCGCCACAAUUGCUUCUCUGCGUCUGAAGCCCGUCACCACAGUCUCGGCUACUUCCCCAUGCAGUGAAGCCAUCGAGACGAUGCGCGAGAAGGGCUUCGACCAGCUCCCCGUCUCUGUCUCCUCGUCAUCAGGCAAAGCACGCCUCGUGGGUCUCGUCACUCUCGGCAACCUGCUGUCCUACAUCGCAGCUGGUCGCGCAAACCCCAAAUCGCCAGUCGAGGACGUCAUGUUCGACUUCCGCAAGCUCAAUGAAGUCGUCAAGGACCUCGGACGCUUGCACUUGGAUGGUGCUGAUGAGGGCAAGAAAGCUGGCUCAAGGAGGGAAUUUGUCGAGAUCACCAAGGACACAAGCUUGAGUGAUCUCAACAAGUUCUUCGAGUGGAACAGUGCCGCGGUUGUUACCGAGAGGGUAGACGGAGAGCCGAGGGCCCUUGCUGUUGUCACAAAGGUCGAUCUCCUCACAUGGAUGGUCAGACAGGGCAACUUGAAUGGACACGCAUGA